AUGAGUCCGGGAGGGGGCGAGACGGCGAGCAAGUGUGUUCCUGCUGAUGCUCACGUAGCCCCACAGCUGCAGAGAGACGCAGUUGCCACUUACGUCUUUGUGCCUCCCCGCAACACCAGCACCAGCGCCCCCCACUUCAGCCAACACACACGUUGUCACGCUGCUGGUCACACUCUCAGCCUCACGCCUCGAAAAUCCAGAACAGAUGAGAGAAAAGGGGGGAAAGAAAAGUCGUGGCUGCGGCGAGGUGGGGCAGAUGCUAACAGGACUUUGCAUGUGGGUCAGAAUAGAUCUGCUAAAGGAGGUCAGACACCCUCGAACUCCAGGAGACACAUCUGA
Messenger RNA from Xyrichtys novacula (pearly razorfish), 339 nucleotides. Lineage: Eukaryota; Metazoa; Chordata; Actinopteri; Labriformes; Labridae. The record is from the annotation of a GenBank genome assembly.